AUGUCUAUUCAAAUAAAAUCUAUCAUACCUUCUCAUAAACCUCUUCCAGCCCUUCCAACAGAAAAUGGAGAUUCACAAGAGAUUAUAAAAAAGUCAAAACUAACUUCUGCUAACCUUCCUCCAUUACCACAAUCUAACGAUUUAAUGUUAGAUAGUAGUUCACUUGGACACAUUCGAAAACUUUUAAGGCAAAUUUUAAAUAAUUGCAAUUUAGCUAUUGAUCCUUGGGAAUCAGUAAUUCUGGGAAUUAUACUUGAUAUUUCUGGAAUUGUAACUAGAGUUGUCGAUGGUUUACCAACAAGCCCGACUUCUUCUGUCAAUCCUGCUAACGAAAAAUCUGUAUUAGGAUCAAAUUCCGGAUCAGAAUUUAAUCAUAACUCUCUAGAAAAAUUCGUCAUCAAUAUUAAAAAGGAUGAUAGUGGAAAACCAACAGAUUCACGAUUUAUUUUUAAUCAUUUUGAAGGCAUUCCUUUAUUUAAACAUGAAUUAGAUGAAGGGCUGGAUCCUUCCAAAGAGCCAAAAAAACGAUGGAUAGGUGGUACCAUCAUUCUUAAAUGCGCUAAGAAGAAUUGGGUAGACAAAAUAAUUGAACUUAUGGUUUUUGUUGUGUGCAAUCUAAAAUUGGAGAUGUGUUUGUAUCGGGAUCAUUCUAUUGUACGCGAUGAAGUUGAAGAUAUCCAGGAUGCUGAAGAGGUUAAAAACACAAUACGAUCUUCUAGACGUCGUUCAAAAUCGUCGUUAUUUGGAUGGUUAAUGAAGCAUACCAAUUUGCAAAAUACUAAAGAACAAACAAUUAAAUCCAAUGAGAAACGUGAGAAACAAGGAUCAUCUCUAGCUAGAUGGUCUACAAUAAGCAGGACUUCAUCGUAUAGCAAGGAUUCCAAUCUUUCAAUUAUUGACUGUGAUGAUGAUACGAUAAUGUUAACAACAAGCAAUUUUGCUAAAGUAAUUUCUCAAAUGGAAACUGCUAUUUUAUCUGUAUCUCCUGGAGUAAAAUUUCCACCUCCACAUUUGUUGACGAGAUUAGAGGAGGAAGAGACUAACACUCAUCCGAAUAACUAUGGUGAUAUAAGCAUAAAUUUUAAUACCGUUUUGGAUUCUAUUGAAAAAUAUCGAACUUAUGCACCAUUAUUCAAGUCUGGACAGGUAUCCCUAGAUUUUAAAACUGGUCUUUCGUACUUGAUGACUCAGAAUAGUAAUACACUUAAAGGCGUAUUUAAGCAUCAGUCAAUAUCGUGCUCAUAUGCCAGGUUCUGGUCACCAGAUUCACCUUCCCUUUGUCAUAAUCAUGAGAUUAUUACGAUGGACUAUUAUAAUAAGAAUAAUUCACACAUUGAUAAAUCUCUUGGUGAAGUUAUUGAUGAUAUUUGUGACAAAGCUUAUGAGACGUGUGAAGAUAAAACAUGUGAACACCAAGGAAUUGACCAUACAUCUACAUAUACACAUAACGAUGGAAGAAUAAGUAUAAGUCUUGUUGUUGAAGAAUCUUCAGAUCCUAAAUUGAAAGCUUUUAAUAAUCAAAUUGUUAUGUGGACUCAAUGCAAGUUAUGUUCUGAAAAAUCCUCUGUAUUUAUUAUGUCACGUUCAACGUACCUCUACUCCUUUGGCAAAUACCUCGAAUUAUUAUAUUAUAAUGAAGAUUUCACCUGUAAAAACUUAUGUCCGCAUGUUGAAUUGCGUUAUCCAUUAAUUCGGUGUUUUCGUAGAGGGAAUUUUAUUGUAAAAAUAGAAUACGAGCAUGUAGACCUUUUUGAGAUGCGAUUGCCAAAACUUCAAAUAUCUCUGGAUAAGCAAUCUGCAUCUUCUGUAAAAGAAGUCAAUCAACUUUUCUCAAUUGAUGAUGAAAAUUCAAAAAGAUUAUAUAAUGAAACGAGAUUGGAAAUUACCUAUUUUUAUCUUUCAGUAAAACGGCACAUUACUUCACUAGAAGAACAUUUUCGAUCUUUGCAUGUAGAACAGACCAAUAGCAAUGUUGAAGCUUCCAUGUCCGAAAAAAUUAUUCAUGCAAUUCAAACAUUGGAUGAACUUACAAGGAAUUUUUAUGAAGAAGAAUUUAAACUUUAUGAUCUAUUGAAAAAAGUAAAUGCAGCAAUUCUAAAUAAUGUCCGACGAAGUCUAGUAGAUCAUAUUAAGAAUACAAAAAAGCGAUUAUUUCAAUGGCAAAAGGAAAAUCUUGUUGAGUCAGAUAUAGCAAAAUUCAGUGAAAUUAAGUGGUUAGAACCGGAAUACUCAAGUUCUGACACAUGCUAUGUUUUUCCUGAGUCGCCCGUUAUAACUAGGGAAGAUGAACCAAGCUCUAUUAUUGCCUUUACGCUAAGUUCUCAAGGGUACUUAAAUGAAUUAUCAACGUUACGUGCUAAUAGCAGACGGAUAUCAUCACAGUCAGCCCCUGUAACUCCUGUCUCGGAGUUUCAUGCACCGACACCAUCAGCAUCCUUCUCCUUAUUACUUAGUUCAUUAAAGAAUCCGUCGUCAACAAAUGUCUCGUCAAAAAAUAGUAUUUCAAAUGAGUCUGAUAUAGAUGGUGACAAAUUUUCUGUAGAUGAAUAUUCCGUCAAAACAAAACGCAAGGUCAUGGAUUAUGGACUUGGUGAUAAAAUUUCCUAUAGCAUUGAAUCUCUUGGGUCGAUUAAACCAUUUAAUUUAUCUUUAAACAAUAAAGAUAAAAAGAAAGAUUCCGAGAAGGAUGCAGAAAAAAGUGCUUCCCAACGAAAUGGAAAGUUUCCAAAUCUUUUCGGAGGCAAUCAUAAUGAUUCAGAAAAAGUUAAAGAUGUCGAAAAUGAAAAGCAAGUUAUUAAUGAAAAACAAGAACAUGAUACGGUAAAGGAUGUAAAAUUUGUGAAACCUGAGAUUAACAUUGUCGAAACCCCAGAUGAGUUAAAUGAAAAAGAGUACUCGAAGAUUAGGGAUGAUAGAUCUGCUCCUACUUCAUGGAAUCGAAAAACUCAAAAAGAAGCUGACAGCCCACAUAUAAAACAUAAGGCCAUUCGUGGAAACAAAAAAAUCACAUGCACAGUGUACUUUGCAGAACAAUUCGAUUAUUUACGGCGUAGAUGUGGAAUCGAGGAUAUUUAUGUGGAUUCAUUGUCUAGAUGUUCUUCAUGGAAAGUAAGCGGAGGUAAAAGUGCUAGUACAUUUUUUAAAACGCAAGAUGACCGGCUAGUCAUAAAGCAGAUGGUUAAAUCUUGGAAAAUUUCGGAAAGAGAUGCCUUAAUACAAUUUUCUCCAAAGUAUUUUGAAUAUAUGAACAAAUCCACAAAUAAACCAUCUAUAUUAGCAAAAAUAUUUGGAUUUUAUAGCAUAAAAAUUAAAGACAUUAAAAAGAAUAAUAUUAUAAUGAAGAUGGACGUUCUUGUAAUGGAACAAUUAUUCUUUGAAAAAACUAUAACAAGAAAAUUUGACUUGAAAGGGAUACAAGAACGUCAUACAAAGGAACAGCUUGAGGAUGCUACAUUAUGGGAUGGGGAUUGGGUAGAUGGUCGAUAUAAAUCAAAAUUUUUGACAUAUUCUUAUGGCAAUAAACUUCUUAGGGAAGCUAUAGCAAAUGAUACACAAUUCUUAUGUGAUGCAAAUAUUAUGGAUUAUUCAUUACUCCUUGGUGUUGAUGAUAAAAAAAAUGAAAUGAUUGCAGGAAUUGUUGAUUUUAUUGGUGAAUAUACUUUGUAUAAAAAGCUUGAAUCCCGUGGAAAAACGCUUGGCCGCAACGCAAAAGAAGUUACGGUAAUACCGCCAGAUCAAUAUAAAGACAGAUUCCGAGAUUCAAUAGAACAAUAUUUUUUGGCGAUACCAGACAAGUGGACAAAAACAUACGGUGAUAACAAUCCACAAUCAUUGGUUACGGAUGAAAUGUCUCCCAUAGGAUGCACACCACCUUCAUCACCAACUUCAUUUGUACAAAGCUCUACGUUAAUAAAAUUGCCAAGUGUAUUAUAA
Molecule: messenger RNA, 3933 nt
Organism: Cetraspora pellucida
Lineage: Eukaryota; Fungi; Glomeromycota; Glomeromycetes; Diversisporales; Gigasporaceae
Source: the annotation of a GenBank genome assembly